Zychaea mexicana is the source of this 2568-nucleotide messenger RNA. RefSeq names its product ABC transporter transmembrane region 2-domain-containing protein. Lineage: Eukaryota; Fungi; Mucoromycota; Mucoromycetes; Mucorales; Lichtheimiaceae. The record is from RefSeq and is a predicted model, not a curated record. Gene Ontology annotation, biological process: fatty acid beta-oxidation; long-chain fatty acid import into peroxisome; peroxisome organization. Gene Ontology annotation, molecular function: ATP hydrolysis activity; long-chain fatty acid transmembrane transporter activity; ABC-type transporter activity. The transcript is spliced from 9 exons. Gene Ontology annotation, cellular component: peroxisomal membrane. Bases 98 to 2278 code for a protein of 726 amino acids.
CUUAAUCUCUGCCUUUUUUUCUUUCUUCUUUCUUUCUUUUCUCUGCCUCUCUGUCCUAAUAAAUCCUUUCAGCAGGCCUCUGCCUCUCUACCCUACCAUGCCACUCUUUUCUCAGCCGCUCGACCACCGGCCGUGGCUCCCAUCCAAAAACAACCUUCUCAUAUACUCUUCUCUAGCCGCCGCGACCGCUGCCCUGGCAUAUCGAACCUCGCAGCGAUCGUCAACGAAGAUGUCGGCUGCCGAUCUACUCAAUAGCACCAAACGCACGCUUUUCAGAGAAACCAAAGAGUCUACAUUCAAACAACACAAGCCAUCAUUCCCCGUGGUAGACGUUGCCAAAAAAGUCGGUGUCAAUGACGAAUUCUAUCGACAAUUGCGUGCCAUUGCAAAGAUUCUCUUUCCUAAUUUCCAUACGAAAGAAGUAUUUUUGCUUAUCCUGCAUUCCAUUUUCCUCAUUCUGCGUACAUAUUUGAGUGUGGUGGUCGCAAGAAUCGAUGGCCGUAUUGUCAGAGACUUGGUCAGCGGUCGUGGAAAGCGUUUCCUUACAGGCUUGAUGUAUUGGUUUGCAAUUGCUGUCCCAGCAACAUAUACAAACAGUAUGAUCCGAUAUCUCCAAUCAAAACUUGCCAUCGGAUUCCGUACACGUUUGACACGUUAUGCCCAUGAUUUGUACCUGAACGAAGACAAGACAUUUUACAAGUCCAUCAAUUUGGAUGGGCGAAUUCAGGGUGCUGAUCAAUUUAUCACGACCGAUAUUGCGAAAUUCUGCGACACAUUGGCAUCAUUGUAUUCAAAUCUUGCCAAACCAGUACUGGACAUGUUGAUUUUCAACUAUCAAUUGAUGAAGUCGAUCGGCUUGGCUGGUACGAUCGGCCUUGGUGUGAACUACAUCGUAACGGCCAGACUUCUGAGAGCCGUGACACCUUCCUUUGGCAAACUGGCAGCCGUCGAAGCAAAGCUUGAGGGUGAUUUCCGUGCAGCUCAUACCCGACUGAUUACAAAUGCAGAAGAAAUUGCGUUUUACAAUGGCGGCGAACUGGAACACUCAAUUUUGGAUAAAGCAUAUCAACGCCUUGUCAGACACAUCAAUUCAAUUUACAAGAUCCGCAUCAAUUACAACAUGUUUGAAGACUUUUUGAUCAAGUAUGCAUGGAGUGCUUUCGGCCUCGUUCUCUGUGCUAUCCCAGUUUUUGCUCCCCAUUUGGUGGGCGACUUGCCUGGCAAGCUCACCAAGGACAUGGAUGAAAACGCUAAAGUAGGAUCGCGCACUCGCGGGUUCAUUACAAACAAACGAUUGAUGAUGUCACUUGCAGAUGCAGGUGGUCGCAUGAUGUAUUCGUACAAGGAACUGGCUGAAUUAGCAGGCUACACUACCCGUGUUUAUACUUUGCUGUCAGUUCUCCACUCAUUGCAUGCAAACGAGUUUGACGGUCCCAAUGAAGCUGUGCGAUUCGCACUUACCAACAUCCAGGGCAAAAUCAAGCUUGGUGAGGACGGCAUCAAAUUUGAAAACGUACCGAUCGUAACGCCUGCUCCCGGUAAAGAUCGCCAAGGCGAACUUUUAGUGGAGAAUCUGAACGUUCAUAUCCGCCCUGGUGAGCACAUGUUGGUCACCGGGCCAAAUGGUGUGGGCAAAACAGCUGUCGCACGUGUCAUUGCCACCCUCUGGCCAACAUUUGAGGGCACGCUUUCACGACCUAGUGAUGAGAAUAUUUUCUACAUCCCACAAAGACCCUACUUGAGCAUAGGCACUCUUCGAGACCAAAUCAUCUACCCCCACACUCAUGAAGACAUGAAAAAGGACGGACGAACGGAUGAAGAGCUCAUGAAAAUUUUGGACGUUGUGCGCUUAGCUUACAUUCCCGAUCGUGAAGGUGGCUGGGAAACCAAGAAGGAAUGGAAGGAUGUUUUCUCGGGUGGAGAAAAGCAAAGAGUCGGUAUGGCACGCUUGUUCUAUCAUCAUCCUAAAUAUGCCGUUUUGGAUGAAUGUACAAGUGCUGUAUCCGCCGACGUUGAAGGUCUUAUGUACGCACACGCCAAGGAUAUGGGCAUCACGCUUCUGACGAUCUCUCAUCGACCAGCAUUAUUCAAAUACCACCAAUAUCUCUUACGACUCACCGGUAACCAUGGCCAAUGGGAGUUAGAGCAGAUUGGCGGACAGCAGCAACAACAGUCAUUAGAUAAGGAAAUGCAAACGCUCGAGGACAAGCUACAAAGCGUAGAAGCACUCAAGUCGCGACUUGGUGAAAUCGACCACGAGCUCAGUUUGAAGCUGUAACUAUCUCAACUCGAAUAUGUUGUGAGCAGCCGCCAUGUUGAACAUGGAGCUUGUUUGUAGCAGUAUCAGUAGUCAACACCUUGAGCCUUUCUCUAUCUCUUCUUCUUUACCCUUCUUUCCUUUUCACAUAUGAUCAUCGUCGAAUUUUCUCCUUAUCCCGUAUGAUUCCACCUUUUGGAUUUUAUUUUUAUAUACUUAAAUGUACGGAUUUGAUAUACCAGAGUGACCUAAUAAUAGAAAACUGUACGCUUAUAUAUAUACAGCCAUAUAUAAAUUUAUUCUUUCUCCAC